Messenger RNA from Blastomyces dermatitidis ER-3, 255 nucleotides. RefSeq lists its product as uncharacterized. Bases 1 to 255 code for a protein of 84 amino acids. The record is from RefSeq and is a predicted model, not a curated record. The transcript has a single exon. Lineage: Eukaryota; Fungi; Ascomycota; Eurotiomycetes; Onygenales; Ajellomycetaceae.
AUGAGUGAUAUCCCCGAAGUACGCCGCAAAAUGCAAAUAGCUCUGCUGUGGCCUGGAGAUGUCAAACCUGAGAAUUAUCGCGGUUCGGUUAUCGUGGAUUUGGGCAACACGAUCACCUAUCCUGGAAUCCGCCGUUUCUGGUCGAAGUCAAGACGCAGGGAGAGCUUUGCUAGUAUGGAUCGGUAUUUUACUGACUGGGAACAGUCCCAUCGAGACGGAAAACUUAUCGAGAAGUAUAGGAAUACGAUUCCUUAA